AUGGGAAAUUGUGCCAGCAGCAGUAAUACGGACAGUAAACCUAGUCAAGCAAGCCUUGGAGCAGCAAAGACACGAAUGAUCGACAAACAGAUAAAAGCCGACGAGAAACGGAUGAAGAGCGAAGUCAAACUCUUACUUUUAGGUGCAGGAGAGUCUGGAAAGUCAACUGUACUCAAACAGAUGAGGCUUAUCCAUGCAGCCGGCUUCGAUGGUUGCGAGAGAGAAAACUUUAGAGUAAUUGCGUUUUCAAAUAUCGCAUCUACUGUCCAGACCCUUUUUGAAGCGACCGAACACCUCAACAUUAGUUUAGAAGAUGAAUCAUUAAGGGAAUACCUGCCAAUGUUCAGCGAAGAAACUCCAAUUAUCCUAGGCCAGCCCUAUAACCAAAAGUUCCUUGAUCCAUUAAAACGCAUCUGGGCAGAUGCUGGCAUUCAGAGUGCCAUUGAACGUGGAAAUACAUUUGCCUUGCAUGAUAAUGUGACCUACUUUUUUGGGCAACUCGAUAGAUUGUGGGCAUCAAACUAUAUACCAAGCGACCAAGACAUUCUCCGCUGUCGUGCAAAAACUACCGGCAUUGUGGAAACAAUCUUCCACAUUGGUCCUCUUACAUAUCGGAUGUUCGAUGUUGGAGGUCAACGAAGUGAACGAAAGAAAUGGAUACACUGCUUUGAAAAUGUCACAGCAAUUUUGUUCGUCGUAGCCAUCAGUGGAUACGAUCAAUGUCUGGUAGAAGACAGAAACUCAAAUCAGAUGCAAGAAGCUCUCAUGUUGUUUGACACCAUUUGUAACUCCCCAUGGUUCGUGAGCACAUCCAUGAUCCUGUUUCUCAACAAGAUUGAUAUCUUUCAAAGCAAGAUCAAUACUUCGCCAGUAUCAGAGUGGUUCCCAGACUAUAAAGGUUCAAAUGUAGACGUUGAUCAGGCAAAAUCCUAUUUCAGCAAACGGUUCUUGAGACUGAAUCGCAGUGCAUCAAAAAAAGUAUAUGUACAUUAUACAGACGCAACAGACACACAACUACUAGAGCACGUCAUGUUGGCAGUUUCAGACAUCAUCCUCAACGAGAACCUCGAUACUCUCAUGCUUUAA
Messenger RNA from Phycomyces blakesleeanus NRRL 1555(-), 1086 nucleotides. RefSeq lists its product as hypothetical. The record is from RefSeq and is a predicted model, not a curated record. NCBI's taxonomy places the organism in Eukaryota, Fungi, Mucoromycota, Mucoromycetes, Mucorales, Phycomycetaceae. Gene Ontology annotation, biological process: G protein-coupled receptor signaling pathway. Gene Ontology annotation, molecular function: GTPase activity; G-protein beta/gamma-subunit complex binding; GTP binding. The coding region runs from base 1 to 1086 and encodes 361 amino acids. Gene Ontology annotation, cellular component: heterotrimeric G-protein complex. The transcript has 8 exons.